UCACUUGGCUACCGAAUGAUGGGAAAUUUAACACAUGAACGGAAAUCCAGCCCUAGAAUUUUACUGGCCGUUUCCGUGUUGCAUUCAGAUAGUCAUAAGUGAGGUUUACAGCAAAUAAAGGUAGCCAUUGGGCUCCUGGUACAUCUUUCUAGUGGCGAAGACCCGUCUCCUUUUCGUUGGUACGGAAGCCGAGAGGACUGGUUGGUUACGCGGCGGCGGUGGGUCUCCACCCGAGAGUAUGGCGGCCAGGAUUGUAUUGGUGAGCGUAUAAGGACGGGAAGCGAUGGUGAAAAUAAUCAAAGAAGAACGCUUGUAUUCUUAACUUUUAAAAUAGUAUUUAUUUAUCAACAUUUGUUGAGUUAAUACGCGCCAGUCUUCCAGAAUCCGUCAUCGGGAACCGUCCUGUUUUUUCUCCAAUGUCUUUGCUGGAGCAAGUUUUGUUUUUAUGAUGCAUAGAAUGGUAAGCGAAGCGUUUUGAUAGCUUUUAAUGCACAUUUUGAAGUUGUAAUCGUUUGGAUGCAAAUAGUCAUGUCUGGUAUGCCUGGGGGAAUUUCUACAAUGAAAUCCAUUUUCGGUCAGCAAGGCUUUGUGCUCUGCUUUUGUAUUUGCCAUUGCUGAACGGUGGUAAGGAAGGCAAUAUUUUUUAUAUCCGUUCAAAAUGGAACAGGAAUAAAUGCCAUUUGGGCGGGGAUAUUCUACUCUAUGUCUCGCGGAGAGUGAUAGCUUUCGACAAUCUCUUGAAAUCAUCAACUAACAAGGGAGCAAUGCGCGAGUACAAAGUGGUGGUCCUUGGCAGCGGUGGGGUCGGGAAAUCCGCCCUCACUGUUCAGUUUGUCACCGGGACUUUUAUUGAGAAAUACGACCCGACCAUUGAGGAUUUUUACCGCAAAGAAAUCGAAGUGGAUUCCUCACCCUCUGUUCUGGAGAUUCUUGACACUGCUGGUACUGAACAGUUCGCAUCCAUGCGGGACCUUUACAUCAAAAAUGGCCAAGGCUUCAUACUGGUCUACAGUCUUGUCAACCAGCAGAGCUUCCAAGACAUCAAACCCAUGAGGGACCAGAUCAUCAGAGUGAAAAGGUACGAGAAGGUCCCAGUGAUCCUGGUGGGGAACAAGGUGGACCUGGAGAGUGAGAGGGAGGUGUCGGCCAGCGAGGGCCAGGCUCUGGCCGAGGAGUGGGGCUGCCCCUUUAUGGAGACCUCGGCCAAGAGCAAAACCAUGGUGGACGAACUGUUUGCCGAGAUUGUUCGGCAGAUGGACUAUGCCGCCCAGCCAGACAAGAAUGACCCAUGCUGCUCCUCCUGCAAUAUACAAUAGCCCCAGGGCCUAGGGGGAAAUCAGGGGAGAAAGGACAUAGCUCUAGGGCGACGCCAGGGGAGAGGACGUAGCCCCAGGGCCUAGGGUGACGCCAGGGGAGAGAGGACGUAGCCCUAGGGCGACACCAGGGGAGAGAGGACGUACCCCCAGGGCCUAGGGCGACGCUAGUGGCCAGUGGAGAGAGAACAUAGCCCCAGGGCCUAGGGCAACGACCGGGGAGAGAGGGAGUCUUCAUACAGGAAGAUUCACAGAGAGGAGGACAAUACUUACACCAACAACAUCGACGAUUAACAAACUCAUGGUAGAAAUGUGGUGGAAUUGAACUCUUUGGUGCAUAAAAUCAGUCAUGAUGUAAUUAAUAAUAAUGAUAUGUUCAGAAUUAAUAGAAUUAAAUGAGGAAUUCAAAGGAUUUGUCUCAAGAGAAAUUGACAAACAAACAGGACUAAAGAAAAGUGCACUCGCUUUAUGUUAUCUCUGUCUUGAGUCGUCUGUCGGAAUUACUGAACAGGAUGUGUACUCUUUAUGCUGUUCUGCGAUCAUUAAUAUGUUUCUUUAACAUAGUUUUAAUUUUGUUGAUAUGACCCAGUUUUUCUCUCAGCACAUCGAGCCUCUUUCUCCGUUUUAACUGACAGAGCAGAAGAUAGCAACUGCAUCGACUAAAGAGGAGGUAAUCCCUCAGAUCCACUUGUUUGAAACAUUGAUGAGUAAUUGAUUUGUGUACUAGGUUUCUCUGCGCAGGAAAAGAGAAAGCCUACCUACCUUUAUCCAAUGAGAUGUUUUGUACUCAUCACUAGGCCAGAAUCAAAGAGCUGACUUGAAAGAGCCUCUUUUUAAUUUUCUCUUUUAUUUGUUUUGAGGAAGGGGGGAAAACUGGUGGAAAAGACAGUCUUGCUUCCUGUUUUCUCCUUUUGGAGGUGUUGUGUUAAGUGUAGAAGAGGUGUCUGUCACAUAAUCCUGUCAUUUGUUUUGGUUUCAGAAAGUUCUGAAUAUUGUAACCGUUUCAUUCAGAUGGGACUAGGAGGACUCCAUCUUUCAGUAUUUGAAUAUCUCUACAGACUCUACAAACAGUUUACUUUUCAGGAAUGGGUGCCAUCCCUCAUCAUCCUCUCCAUUGAAUUUGAUUUUAAUUGGGUAUCACAAUGAAAUGGGGUGCAACGUUUUCUCAUCAUCCCACUCCUAUUUAAGUAUUCAGAGUAUUCAAAUGUAUAGUAGUAACAGUAAUGAUGAUGAUGAUGAUGAUAAUUGUUAUUUAACAGUAGUGUAAAUAUUUUGUCUGGAAAGUGCCAGCUCCUAUGAAGACACUGACUGAACUGUUGUCAACUGUAUCAGUGGAGGCUGCUGAGGGGAGAGCAGCAUUCUAAUAAUGGCUGGAACGGAGCAAAUGGAAUGCAUCAAACACCGGAAAACUGUUUGAUAUCAUUCCACUGAUUCCGUUCCAGCUAUUACCACGAGCCCAUCCUCCCCAAUUAACGUGCCACCAACCUCCUGUGAACUGUAUGCAUGGCUAGUAAACAAAAGAAGAUGACUUUAUUGUUUGAGAUUAUUAUAGGCUGUGUAAACGUACAAACCAAACACAUACACCUGGGUACGGACACUGUCUCAACUAUACAUUGUUGUAGGCCACGGGGAGCCAGACCUUCCCUGGGUUACCAGACCUUCCCUGGGUUACCAGACCUUCCCUGGGUUACCAGACCUUCCCUGGGUUACCAGACCUUCCCUGGGUUACCAGACCUUCCCUGGGUUACCAGACCUUCCCUGGGUUACCAUUUUCAUUGUUCAUUUUAUAAUUUUUUUAUGUCACCAUUUACUCUUUCUCCCUCCCUAAAUGAAUGGAUGAAUGACACUUUAAUUUAGCACCUAAACAAUAAAAGUGUGUUUAGCACAAUGCAUUGCAGCGUGAAUGACACUAUUUCUAUGUUUACUUAUUGGAGUGAAAGGCACUCUACGCCAUCACCGGGUUCUCUCUAAAGUGUUCUGGGAGAGAGAAAUCUAUUUGGAAGGAAAUGGUUUCUGUUCCUUUGCCACCUCCAGUUCUAAAUAGCACAGUCACUUUGUGAAUUACAAGAACCCAACGUUGAUUGCUACAGCAAGUGCACAAUGCUUGAUGAAUUAAACUUUACUUUCUUCUUUGUUUA
Salmo salar (Atlantic salmon) is the source of this 3451-nucleotide messenger RNA. RefSeq names its product ras-related protein Rap-2a. The record is from RefSeq and is a predicted model, not a curated record. Gene Ontology annotation, biological process: Rap protein signal transduction. Lineage: Eukaryota; Metazoa; Chordata; Actinopteri; Salmoniformes; Salmonidae. Gene Ontology annotation, cellular component: membrane. Gene Ontology annotation, molecular function: GTPase activity; GTP binding.